Penicillium angulare is the source of this 732-nucleotide messenger RNA. RefSeq lists its product as uncharacterized. The transcript has a single exon. Bases 1 to 732 code for a protein of 243 amino acids. NCBI's taxonomy places the organism in Eukaryota, Fungi, Ascomycota, Eurotiomycetes, Eurotiales, Aspergillaceae. The record is from RefSeq and is a predicted model, not a curated record.
AUGUCAAAUUUCAAAUCUGAUCUGGACUGGUUACAAGAAAAGCAGAAAGAAAGAGCCAAGGAAGUACCUAGCGAAAAGAUCGAAGUCCUCAAACUUACGUUGAGGCGGCUCCCCAAGUUGGAGUCUAUUCGCUUAGAUGGUGCGUCUGUUGUGGGGCGUACCUUGAAACGAUCAACCCAGGGCGCGGACUGGUAUCAGCUAUGGAUGCGCGCCUCGCACAUUUUCUCAUUGGUUGUGACAGCUAUGGCGCAGAGUGGGACGUCGGUGAAAAGGCUCGAUGUAUAUCGCGAGAUUCCUAGAUGCUGCAUUCCAUCUGGUCACAUCACCAGUUACGCCUCAUCUCUCGGCACAAAGCAGCUGGAAAUGAUGUGUGAGCGCUUGGAGUCGCUCAAUUUGAGUAUGUCCACGGAAAUACGGAGUUCUCUUAACACUGAAGAGCCAGAUCAAAAUACGGUACACGAACACGAAGGUGACAAUGACGAUGAAAAAACACUCUACUCCGAAGAUGAAAGCGAGCUGAGCAAGCCCGAAGAUGGAUAUUUAUCACCUGGUGAUCCUCGUGCAAUACUGUCUCGUGAGACACCUGGAAUCACGCGGUUUUUGAUGACUGCGCCUGCCCUUCGGGAGCUAGACUUGUCUUUCCGCAAUGCCCUUGGAUACGAGAUGUCGGAUAGUUACGACCGGAUCAUUGGAAGUAUCGCCCAUGAAACUAAUUUUCCGAUGUUGGAGUGA